AUGUCUCAGGGUGGCCAUAACCCAGAUGACAGCAACAGUGUCCACGCUGAGUUGACUACCUGUCAGGGCUCCCAACUCCAUCACUUUCAAGAAGCUGUGCCUCUCCGGUCAGCGGCACUUUUGCUGGCGUCCAUCCAACCCCGUGGGUCUCCAAGCAAAGUUGCUUUGCAGAACCUUCUUAUGUGUGUCAUUCUCUUCUACACUGUGUACUAUGUGGUUGUGAGCAUGGGCUGCUUGUUGCUUGCGGCGUAUGAAUUCGACGUCCUGGCACCAUUUGACUUCAAAACAAAUCCCUCAUGGCUCAACACAAAUUAUAAAGUUCUUUUAGUCUCAACAGAGGCCACCUACUUUGUUUGUGGACUGCUUUUCGUUCUUAUGGUGGAAGAACAGGUGUGGGACUAUGCUAUAUCAGUAACUGUUCUCCAUGUUGCCAUCACUUCAAUGAUUAUGUUGGAAUUCCCUUUGACAUCACAUUGGUGGGCUGCUUUAGGAUCUGGCUUAAUUUCAAUGAUAUGUGGAGGCCAGACUUUAGCAUACUGUUCGUUCAAAGACAACUUUAUCUAUCUGGAACUGGAUGACUUUUAA
This is a messenger RNA of Pteronotus mesoamericanus, 585 nucleotides long. RefSeq names its product transmembrane protein 244 (gene TMEM244). NCBI's taxonomy places the organism in Eukaryota, Metazoa, Chordata, Mammalia, Chiroptera, Mormoopidae. The record is from RefSeq and is a predicted model, not a curated record. The transcript has 7 exons. The coding region runs from base 1 to 585 and encodes 194 amino acids.